GAAUAAAUCCAAAAACACAUAACAACUUGGGAAUCUAAACUCUCUUUUGGACCCCAUUCACUAUCUUCUCUCUUAGAUUCAGAGAGGAAAGAGAUAGAUAUCGAAUAUGGUUCACACAAUCCUCGCUGAUCCUCUUCUAGGAAUCAACCAAGAAACGGUCGCAGAGACUAAGAAACACAGAAACAAUCUGAGGCUUGCUCUUCCUCUGCUUCUUCUGACUCUAGUCUCGAUCUCAGGUUAUUGCUUUAGUAACAACAUAACAGUUUGGUUGUCGAGAGAAGCGACCAACCGUCACAGCCAUGCAACCAGAAGUGACGCGGUUGAGUCAGAGAACGGUGUUGUCGCUGCUGACGACGGCAGGUGCUCGGAUAUUGGUGUCUCUGUUCUCAGAAGAGGUGGGCAUGCGGUUGACGCCGCCGUGGCUACUUCCUUAUGCGUCGGUGUUGUUAAUCCCAUGUCUAGCGGAAUUGGCGGUGGAGCCUUCUUGAUAGUUAGCUCCAUGGAAGAUUCUAAAGCUGAGGCCUUUGACAUGAGAGAAACCGCUCCAUUAGCUGCUUCUAAGGACAUGUAUAAGAGCGAUGAGGACGCGAAGUCCAUAGGCGCGUUGUCUAUGGGAGUCCCAGGAGAGAUAGCUGGACUCUACGAGGCCUGGAAACGGUACGGCCGUCUUCCAUGGAAGCCGCUUUUCGAGCCAGCUAUUGAGCUGGCCCGAGGCGGCUUCGUGGUGGCUCCGUAUCUCGGACGAGCCAUAUCGAAACACUCUUCGAUGAUACUUAAAGACCCGGGUUUGCGUAAUGUCUUCUCAAGAAACGGACAGGUUUUGAAUCCCGGUGAGACUUGCUAUAACCCGGAACUAGCUCGGAGUCUGGAGAUGAUCUCCAGGCUAGGUCCGGCUGCGUUGUACAACGGGACAGUAGGCCAAAAGCUCGUCAACGAUGUGAAAAAGGCGGGAGGGAUCAUAACUAUGGAUGACUUAAGAAGUUACAAAGUCAGAGUAACCAAUGCAAUGGCUUCGGAUGUUAUGGGUUACAAGAUCUACGGAAUGCCACCUCCGUCGAGCGGAACGGUUGGUUUCUCGAUGGUUAUGAACAUCUUGGACAGCUACUCGGAGCUAUACACUGGUUCAGGUAAUGAUCUUGGCCUCCACCGUUUGAUAGAAGCAAUAAAACAUAUGUUCGCAGCUCGGAUGGAUCUUGGAGACCCUGAGUUUGUCAACAUAACAAACGCUAUGAACCACAUGCUAUCAAAGCCUCGUGCGGAAAGUAUACGAGAGAGGAUCUUGGACAACACGACGUUCCCUCCUGAGUACUAUUUGAACCGUUGGAGCCAGCUUAGAGACCAAGGGACGAGUCAUUUCUCCAUUGUGGAUUCGGAGAGAAACACUGUGUCUAUGACGACAACUGUGAACUAUGUUUUUGGUGCUGGAGUCUUGUCUCCUUCCACGGGGAUCGUGCUUAACAACGAGAUGGAUGAUUUCUCUGUACCGACGGAGAACACUCCUGACAAUCUCCCUCCUGCUCCUACAAACUUCAUUGAACCAAACAAGAGACCAUUGUCUUCCAUGACACCUCUUGUUAUCACCAAGGACGGUGAAUUGGUGGCAACGCUUGGAGGAAGCGGAGGAAUGAAGAUAAUCCCGGCGGUGAUUCAAGUCUUCCUUAACUUCUUUGUGUUGAAGAUGAAACCGUUAGAAGCUGUAGAGAGUGCAAGAGUUUACCAUAAGUUAAUACCGAACGUUGUUCAAUAUGAGAACUUCACGGCGAUUAACGGUGAUCACAUAGGAGUUACUAAAAAUAGCGAGAUGUUUUUAGCAGAGAGGGGACAUGAGCUUGAGGAGAUAUCAGGUGGAGCUAUUGUUCAACUUAUUGUUCAGAGUUACAAGGAAGAAGAAGAUGAGAUGAUUAUUGAACUUGGAAGGAAGCUUGGUAAAGACUCUAGCAAGAGACUGAAACCUUUCAAGGGAUUGCUCACUGCAGUUAGUGACCCUCGUAAAGAUGGUAAGCCAGCUGCAGUUUGAUUUUUACUAAUAGUUUCCUCAUAUUCAAGUAUCAUUUUCUAUCAUUUAAAGUUUAAUAAACGAUGUAUAUAAAACUUUAUUAUUAUUAAAUUGUAAAUUACAGUUUGGUAAAAGGAAAAUCAAACCUAAAGUUAUUACAUUA
Molecule: messenger RNA, 2159 nt
Organism: Brassica oleracea var. oleracea
Lineage: Eukaryota; Viridiplantae; Streptophyta; Magnoliopsida; Brassicales; Brassicaceae
Product: gamma-glutamyltranspeptidase 3-like
Exons: 5
Coding region: 107-2017 (636 amino acids)
Biological process (GO): glutathione catabolic process
Cellular component (GO): plasma membrane
Molecular function (GO): glutathione gamma-glutamate hydrolase
Source: RefSeq, a predicted model, not a curated record